CUUCUGUCAGGUGGCACGCUUCUAAUUAAAUGGCGCUGAGUUUGCAAGCGUCGUGCGAGAAUAAAAAAGAUAACUAAAUGUCCAGUGAUACGUAUUAUAGUGGUGAGGAGGAGGAUGAUGUGGUGAACAACACGAGUUCGGGGCGCUCCAGUCGCUCCUCCGGUCUUCAGAACCGUCUUAGCAACGCCACUGGACAGUCUGGCGUUGUAAUAGAUGAGACGGGCUCGGAGGAUGGGGAUUCGGUGGAGGAGUCGUCGCACAACGAGGAGGAGGAGUCCGACGUGGAAGUGCGCCAGCCUGUAAAGAACCGUCUGCGUGUGCCGCGCAUAGUCUCCGAGAGUGAAGAUGAUGAGAUAGACCAACGUGCAUUAUCACCCUGCACGCGCAUGAGCAUCACCGGGGUGCGUCCCCAAGAUCUGAGUGACGGCGACAGCGAAAUAGAGUAUAGUAACGAGGGACAGAAGGCGGCCGGCAAUAAGGUUGAGCGCGAGGAGAUUGCCGCCGCUGGUUUCCGGCAAGCUGUGGACAUGCCACGCUAUACCUCUCAAUUCGCGGGAAACAUCAAGGAGGAUCUGCACUCAACCCUGUUUCAAGGCACAGAAGAUCCAGUGCCCCUGAACGAUUCUAGUGGCAGUGAUGUGCUCAUUCUCAGUAAUAAGGAGCCACUUAUAGAGAUAUCCAGCACAGAUGAUGAAGCCUCUAACAAGGAAAACGUUUCUGCCCCUUCUAUUAUGCGCCCAACCAGAUCUUACUCGCCUCGAAGCAGCGCUGGCGCUCCCACGGUCGCGAUGGGUAAGAACCUCAGCCAGCCGACGAUUCAGGCUUCUCUUAAGCAACACACUUCGCUUGGCUCCCAAAAAUCCCGUGUUAUGAGCAAUGACCAAAAUGUGAUCAGUCAGGAGAAAUACCAGGAAGAGCUGCUUAAGCUGGCUGAAUUACGUAGCCAGAAGAACGAUGCUGAGAAGCUGUAUGAAAAGGUGGCCAGCAGGCUGCCUGACAAUGGCAGCCAGAUAAAGAAGCGUAUCGAUGGUCUGCGUGGAGAGAUUGAAGUCAAAUUGCGUGCCAUAAACAGCAUGAAAGUAGAACCGGGCAAGGUUUCCGCCACGAAGGAUACGAAGCCGGUGUUCCCAGCCCCUAAUACCCCGAAAAGCGAGGCUGCUGAGUGGGAGGAGCUGUCUGCGGCAGUUAAUCAAAUUAAACCCGUUUAUACGGGUACUCAGGGAAUGGCUACGUUUAACAAUCAAAAAGCCCUAACGCUGGACUCACUAAAGGAUCUCCAUGACUCCUUGAAAGAUUGUCCAGGACCCGAUGUGCUAGCGGACGAUCCGAUUGGUCUGAAGGUAGAUCUAAUGGGUCAUCAGAAGCAUGCCUUGGCCUGGAUGUCGUGGCGUGAAAAACAGCAACCGCGAGGCGGGAUUUUGGCCGAUGACAUGGGCUUGGGCAAGACUCUGACCAUGAUCUCAUCCGUGCUAGCUUGCAAAAAUCGCCAGGAAAGCGGCACUGGCGGUGAUCAAGACAGUAGCGAUGAGGAAGACGAGAAAGGCAGCAAGCGGAAAAGCAUGGGUGGUUGGAACUCAAAGGGUCGCAAGGACACCCACAAAGGUGGCACACUGGUUGUGUGUCCGGCCAGCUUGCUACGGCAGUGGGAAAGCGAAGUGGAGUCCAAGGUUAAGCGUAAUAAGCUGACGGUUUGUGUUCAUCACGGCAACAAUCGAGAAACAAAAGGGAAGCACCUGCGCACCUAUGACAUCGUGGUGACCACCUACCAAAUUGUGGCCCGAGAACAUAAGGAAAUGAGUGCUGUGUUCCGGGUAAACUGGCGACGCAUCAUCCUGGAUGAGGCACAUGUGGUGCGUAACCACAAGUCGCAGUCCUCGAUUGCUGUAAGCGAUCUAAGGGGAAAAUUCCGCUGGGCCUUGACCGGCACUCCCAUUCAAAACAAGGAGCUCGAUGUGUAUGCGCUGUUAAAGUUCCUGCGCUGCUCCCCCUUCGACGAUCUGAAUACCUGGAAGAAGUGGAUCGAUAACAAGAGUGCCGGCGGACAGAACCGGCUAAAUCUGUUGAUGAAAUCACUCAUGCUGAGACGCACCAAGGCGCAGCUGCAAUUGGAGGGAAAGCUGAAUAGCCUUCCCGAGAAGGAGACUCGUCUAAUGGAGAUCACUCUGGACACUGACGAGAUGAAUGUGUAUCAAAUGGUGAUGACGUACUCGAGAAACCUGUUCGCCCAGUUUCUCUUUCAGCGCGCCGAAAAGGACUCGGAUGCCAACUUUAUAACCGAUGCCAAUAGACCCACAUAUAACCAGAUUAAAGAUCCCAAUGGGGCUUACUACAAAAUGCACCAGAAAUUCUCCAGAAUGGCUGGCGGCAAUAGGGAAGUCAAGUCCCAUGAAAUUUUGGUGCUGCUACUGCGCCUACGUCAGAUUUGUUGCCAUCCCGGAUUGAUUGAUGCGAUGCUUGAAGGAGAAGAGGCUGUCCAUGGUCAUGACAGCAGCGACAGUGACUCGCCGGAACUCGAUUUGUUGGCACAACUGAAUAAAUUGGCCAUUACGGACACAUCGCAAUCCAGCGGGCACGACGAUGGCGAAAAUGAGCUUCCGCUACGGGGAGAAGAGGCACGCUUUGCCAAGGCCUCCAAGAGUGUGAUGAAACGCAGCAAUCCUGUGUUUAAUCUGACGCGUCCCUCAUCGAAAAUGAUCAAAGUGAUGGACAUUCUCAAGAAUACCAUACUGAAGAGCAGGGACGACAAAGCAAUCCUAGUAUCGCAAUGGACAUCGAUGUUGGAUAUAUUGCGCGGUCAUUUAGACAAGGCCGGAAUGCAAACACUAUCGCUAAAUGGAACCGUUCCGGUGAAGAAUAGACAGGACAUAGUAAAUCAAUUCAAUGAUCCGAACAAUAAUAAGCGUGUCCUAUUGCUCUCCCUCACUGCUGGCGGUGUGGGGUUAAAUCUCAUAGGUGCCAAUCACCUUUUACUACUCGACCUGCAUUGGAAUCCGCAGCUGGAGGCUCAAGCACAGGAUCGCGUUUAUCGUGUUGGCCAAAAGAAGAAUGUGAUUAUCUACAAAUUCAUGUGCGCAGACACUGUUGAGCAAAGGAUUAAGGCACUGCAAGAUAAGAAAUUGGAAUUGGCCAACGGCGUUCUAACGGGCUCCACUGUGAGUUCCAAGCUCACAAUCGAUGACCUCAAGGGUUUGUUUGGAUUAUAGGACGCUGUAGAAAUGUAAAAUACUUCCUAAUCGUCGCAGGUUCAGCUUUAAGUAGGAACACCUGUUUAUAUUUAUUUACAGCGAAUUAUUUAUUAAUAUAAUUAUAAUUGUUGUAUCUUCUUUUAUCCUUUGUUUUGAAGCAUUUUUAUGAAAAUUAACUAGGAUGCCAUUUAAGUUGUUUAGUGUUUUACAGUGAGUUUCGUUUAAAUUCAAAUGUGUUUCUACUAAGUUGUAAUAAUAUCCUUAUUCUAGUAUUUCGCUUUGUUUAUUUCAAGCGGACACAAAUAAAUUCCACUACAAAUUGAA
Messenger RNA from Drosophila serrata, 3509 nucleotides. It is a transcript of the gene lds, whose product is annotated as transcription termination factor lodestar. Gene Ontology annotation, molecular function: ATP binding; ATP-dependent activity, acting on DNA. Gene Ontology annotation, biological process: DNA repair. The record is from RefSeq and is a predicted model, not a curated record. Lineage: Eukaryota; Metazoa; Arthropoda; Insecta; Diptera; Drosophilidae. Gene Ontology annotation, cellular component: nucleus.